Molecule: messenger RNA, 493 nt
Organism: Aspergillus candidus
Lineage: Eukaryota; Fungi; Ascomycota; Eurotiomycetes; Eurotiales; Aspergillaceae
Product: cytochrome c oxidase VIIc family protein
Exons: 4
Coding region: 25-261 (78 amino acids)
Biological process (GO): mitochondrial electron transport, cytochrome c to oxygen
Source: RefSeq, a predicted model, not a curated record
GUGCUCUCGACUGUUCAAUUCAAGAUGAACGCCGCUACCGCUCUCCGGGCCCGUAUGGCCACUGCCUCCAUUGCCCGCCGUGGCUUUUCCACCACCCGCGCCCAGCUCGGUAGCCCGUACCACUACGCCGAGGGCCCUCGCUCCAACAUCCCCUUCAACCCCCUGACCAAGCACUUCUUCUGGAGAUACUGGGGCUUCAUGACCGUCGGUUUCGGUCUUCCCUUCGGCAUUGCUGUCUGGCAAACCUACAAGACCCGUUAAGGGAUUACUGCGGUCGCGUGUCGGCAUCUUGGACCUUGGGAAUGGCCGAAAAUGUACGCUUAUUUAGGGCGAGGAGGGUUGUGUAUAAAGCUAGAAUUGAUUGAGUUUGGCUUUUCUACCGGUUUCUAUUCCAAGUAAAAUUAAGCCAGAGCUUAGAUACUAUAAGUGAAGGCUCGUAGAGGGAGAGGAAAGCGUCUGGUUAUUGUGCUGGGCUGAUGGAGGCAUAAGGUCC